Arctia plantaginis is the source of this 936-nucleotide messenger RNA. NCBI's taxonomy places the organism in Eukaryota, Metazoa, Arthropoda, Insecta, Lepidoptera, Erebidae. The record is from the annotation of a GenBank genome assembly.
AUGGCAGCAGCUGCAGAAGACAGGAACUUUAAGAAUUAUGCUAAAACACAAGAAGAAGAAGAUGCGUAUGAUUAUGUAAAGGAAAGAGGCGGAAUGAUCACAACCAGUUUUGCAGGUUCUUGCGCCCAUAUCAUCAAAGGAGCCUUGGGUGGAGGUAUUCUAUCCGGUCCUGUAGCUUAUAAAAGGGCUGGUGUUGCUGUAGCCGUGCCUCUGAAUAUUAUGUUUGGUAUAUUCAUGUGCUAUGGUUUAUAUCUGCUAGUAAGGUGUAAGAAAAUUUUGAUGAGGCGGACAAGAAGAACUCAUUUGUCGUAUGCUGACUGUGGAGAAGCGUCUCUUAUGCUGUUUCCUAAAAAGGGUCUUGCGAGAUUUUCAAAAGUAUUUAGAUACGCAAUAGAUGCUGCGGUAUGCACGGAUCUAUUUGGUGCAUGUUGCACGUAUCAGAUCGUAGUUGCGAAGUCGUUAAAACAACUCAUAGAAAACACUCAAACUACCAAAAUCGCAGGAGCACCAGGCUAUCCAUCUCUAAGAAUAUACCUGCUCAUAAUGUUACCGUUUUUCUGUAUUAUAUGUUUGAUAAGACAUCUUAAGUAUUUGGCGCCUUUUUCACAUGCAGCGAACGGAGUUGUGGCAUCCUCUAUUAUGAUGACAAUAUACUAUUGUUUUCAAUAUAAUCCACAAUUUGAGGGUUUGGCACUAGCAACUAACUUUGACGGAACCUUUCAAUUUCUUGGCAUGUCCGUGUUUGCUAUGUCUUGUUCUGGUGUUGUGGUAGCUAUUGAAGGUAACAUGAAAGAUCCGACUAAGUUUACAAGGUGUUUAUUAAUUGGACACUUGUUUAUCAUAGUAUGUACAACAGCUACAUCUUUCUUUGGUUAUGCCGCCUUCUUGGACAAGGCCGAAGCUCCAUUUACAAUCAAUUUUCCAAUGACGACGUAA